Molecule: messenger RNA, 1051 nt
Organism: Aphanomyces astaci
Lineage: Eukaryota; Oomycota; Saprolegniomycetes; Saprolegniales; Verrucalvaceae
Exons: 1
Coding region: 11-973 (320 amino acids)
Biological process (GO): alpha-ketoglutarate transport; mitochondrial citrate transmembrane transport
Cellular component (GO): mitochondrion
Molecular function (GO): tricarboxylate secondary active transmembrane transporter activity
Source: RefSeq, a predicted model, not a curated record
CGCUCGCCCCAUGGCCAUGUCAUCGCCUGUGUUUCUCACGACCGCCGGCGUGCCUGCCGCGCCCGUGAAGAAGAUGCAGAACCCGCAGGUGAAGUUCUUCAUCGGUGCAGGUGUGGGCUGGACGUACGAGUUUGCGACGGGUCACUUCCUCGAGUUCAUCAAAGUGAUGAAGCAGACACAGAGUCACAAGUCGUACUUGGAACUGACGCGGGACAUCACGCGGGCCAAGGGCAUCAUCGGGAUCUGGGACGGCUUUUUCCCGUGGGGCACUGUCCAGGCGUUGGCAAAGGGGUCCGUAUUCAGUUGGGGUCAAGCGUUUUCGCGCGCGCAGCUCAGCCCAUUAGUCAAGCAAGGCCACAUUUCCGACCGAACGGCCGAGAUCAUGUCCGGCGGGCUCGGCGGCGGGGUGCAAGGGAUCGUGCUUAGUCCCACGCUCCUGCUCAAGACCCGCGUCAUGACCGACCCCGUGUUCCGAACCAAGAUGUCUGGGUGGGAAACUAUCGUCAAGUCCGGGAAGGUGGGCAUGAACGUCAUCCGCAACGAAGGCGUGCCCGCGCUCAUGAAGGGCAGCAUGGUGUUCUCGUUGAAGCGCGUGGCGGACUGGUCGACGCGGUACUUUUUCUGCGUCGUAAGCGAAGAUUACAUGUACCGUCAGGGCGACCCGAAUCGCAAGAUCACCGUGUCGGAGGAAUUGGCGGCCUCGCUCGUGGGCGGCACGCUGUCGUGCUUGGCGACUCUGCCGGUGGACGUGAUGGUGGCGCAGAUCCAGCAAGCGUCCAAGGCCGGCGCGAACGUCGGCAUUGUCGCGACCUUCAAGGACGAAUAUGCCAAGGGCGGCAUGAAGCGCCUCGUGGGAUUCUCCAUGGGCGGGUUCGUCCCGCGGUGCCUGCAUGUGGCCUUCACGACCAUGGUCAUGAAGACCGGAUGUAGCGCCGUGUACUCCAUGUACGAAGAUUACACGGAUGGCAAUUAAUUUACAAGUUAGACAGUUUUAAGCAGCAUCGUUGUCCGUAAUCUUUUUGUCCUGAUACAUGGACGGAACAUGCUUGAC